This is a messenger RNA of Leguminivora glycinivorella, 4763 nucleotides long. It is a transcript of the gene ksr, whose product is annotated as kinase suppressor of Ras 2. The coding region runs from base 111 to 2705 and encodes 864 amino acids. Gene Ontology annotation, biological process: protein phosphorylation. NCBI's taxonomy places the organism in Eukaryota, Metazoa, Arthropoda, Insecta, Lepidoptera, Tortricidae. Gene Ontology annotation, molecular function: protein kinase activity; ATP binding. The transcript is spliced from 18 exons. The record is from RefSeq and is a predicted model, not a curated record.
UACAACACUGCAAUGUUUUGUAUAAUCAUUUUUUAAAAUGUAUAAAGUGUUUUUUUAUUAUAGUGACUAGUACUGACUAGCAGAUUGUGUAUAGUGCUGUGAUAUUUGUAAUGGAUAUAGACGAGAGCGAAAUAAGAGAUGCAAUCGAGAUGGUAGAGACUCUCCAGUCCAUGAUCGACGUUGCAGCUGAAAGACUCGAGGGUCUGAGGACGCAAUGCUCCACGAGCGCGGGGCUGACGCAGCAGGAGAUCCGGACGUUGGAGGGCAAGCUGCUGAAGCAUUUCGCGAAACAGCUGAAGAUCAAGGAGCGCUUCGAAGAAAUCCUUCCCCAGUUGAAUGACAUCCCCUGUUUGCGGCAAUGGCUACGAGUGGUUGGUCUCAGUGAACAAGCCAUACAGCAAAUAUGCCUCCGAGUAUCGACCCUGGAUUCGCUCCGAGACCGUUCGGAUUCCGAGCUACGCGGCUGGCUAGUUUCCGUGCGGGAGGAAGAAUGGAAACGGUUGUGUCGAGCUAUGAACCGACUAAGAGCUUAUACCGACGCCUUAAAUCGUGGCGAGGCGGAAGCGGAAAUCCAACUGUAUUGGGAUUCCUGGGACCGGAACCGGCAAGAAUGGGAGCGGACAAGAUUAGAAUGGGAACGAAGUCAACAGUGGCGAGGGUCACCUAGAGCUCGCAUGAGACAACGAGGUUCCGUGCCUAGCGAUCCUGACAACACGCCGCGUAAAGUUGGAAAAUCACCUAGGACACCUCUAAAUAAACGGAAGGAGAACUCCCACCUACCGGCUCCUACGAACCUCACCAAGUCGCGAUCGCACGAGAGCCAACUGGCCGUGAGACCUGAUGAGGCGGGACCGGACGUCAACGACACCCCCGGCGCGGAAGCGGCGCCCUCCACCACUGAAGCCCCCUCCCCCCCGCCCGCCUCCCCCCGCGUGCCGCCCUCGCCCGCGCCGCGCCCCGCCUCCCCCGCGCCCGAGCCGCCGCACGAGCGCGUCGCGGACUACCCGCCCACACCUGCAAGAGACCCCAGCAUCAGCGGCUCUCUCCCGUACAGCGUGAUCGGCGCCACCCCCCGCUCCCCGCGCACACCCGUCGGCCGCUGCAUGGCACACGACAUCGCGCACAGAUUCGCUAAGACCUUCAAUAUGAUUGCAACUUGUGACUACUGCGACAAACAGAUGUUGUUUGGGUCCGGCUUGAAAUGUAAGGAGUGCAAAUUUAAAUGUCACAGAGAUUGCGAGCCUAAAGUACCUCCAUCGUGCGGCCUGCCCGUCGAGCUUGUCCACGCUUUUAGAGACAAAGUUAGCUUCAAAGAGACUCCGUUCGGGCCUACACCCCUACUACACCUCCUAGCGGCGGGCUCGGCCGGGUCGCCAGGCGCAUCUCGCGGCUCAUUACUCGGAACCAUACAGCGCACGCACCGACACAAGGAGAGGAGGCAGAAACACCCGGGCGACGACCUGUCGAACUCGUCGUCGUGCAACAGCUCCACGCCGUCGUCACCAGCGCUGGUGGCGCCCGCCACGCCGCACCACGCGCACCCGCCGCACCACCCGCACGCGCCGCAGCCCGCGCCGCCGCACAAGCCGCAGUUCCACUUCCCCGAAGUGAAGCCUCCUGUGUCAAGUCCUAACCACGUGACGCCGGCGCCUACGCCUGCUCGAAUCGUCGACUUCAGUUCCGAAGUGGAAGAAAUUGAACCUGAAGAAAUGGCGGAAACGAACGACGCGCUGCAAGACUCGCUCGACGCCAAUAACCAGAACCAGCCGGGCCCGUGGCCGAGACAAAAUAGCUUAUCACUAAAAGAAUGGGACAUUCCCUACGAUGAACUGAUACUACUGGACGUCAUUGGCAAGGGACGUUUCGGUACUGUCUACCGGGGGUGUUGGCACGGCGCGGUUGCGGUUAAACUGUUGCACGUUCAAGCCCUCUCCGACCAUGCCAUACCUCUAGACACCUUCAAGCAUGAGGUGGCAACAUUCCGUAAAACCCGCCACGAGAACCUCGUCCUCUUCAUGGGAGCGUGUAUGAAGCCGCCGCGACUCGCCAUCGUGACGUCACUCUGCGGCGGCAUGACGCUACACAUGCACAUCCACCUGAGGAAGGACAAGUUUAACCCUAACAAGAGCCUUAGUAUAGCACAGCAGAUAACACAGGGAAUGGGAUAUCUACACGCGCGCGGCAUUCUACACAAGGAUCUUCGAACGAAGAACAUCUUCGUAGAGAAUGGUCGGGCCAUCAUCACCGACUUUGGGCUGUUCAGUGUCACCAAACUGUGCUUCGGGAACAAUGCCCGCGGCGACAGUUUGGGUAUACCACCUGGCUGGCUGUGUUACCUCGCGCCUGAAUUGAUGCGAGCUCUGCGACCUCACACGUCACUUCAUUUGCCGUUCAGUAAGCAGACUGACGUGUAUGCGUUUGGGACCGUAUGGUACGAGUUACUCUGCCUCGAGUUCCCUUUCAAAGGACAACCAGCGGAAGCAAUCAUCUGGCAAGUUGGCAAGGGCGUUAAGCAGGCGCUCGGCAACAUGUCAUCUACUAAAGACGUCAAGGACAUGCUAAUGAGCUGCUGGGCGUACCAACCAUCCGAGCGGCCCGACUUCGCAUCCCUCCUCGCGUCGUUCGAGAAGCUCCCUCGCAAGCGCCUCGCGCGCUCGCCCUCACACCCCGUCAACAUGUCGCGCUCCGCCGAGGCCAUCUUCUGAGACUGACGCGCUCGCACGCGCGCGGCCCGCGAGUGCGAGCGCAACGCCAACGCCAACGCCAGCGCCAGCUGUCUCAACACCAUCUGCCGGGUUUCCACGUGAAACGGUGCGAGCACGGUCGAAAAGUGAAAUACGAAGUGACUCGAGUGCAAACUUUAGAACAACAAGUAUAUAAUCCUCUUUUGAAUUCAAGUAGUCUGAAAUAAAUGCGUUUUUCAACGUCUUUCAUCAAUUUCAAAGCAUGCAACGCCAACGCUCGCUGACUCAACACCAUCUGCCGGGUUUCCACGUGAAACGGUGCAAGAAUGGAUAAAAGUGAAAUAUAAAGUGACAUGAGUGCAAACUUUGUAACAAAAAAUAGUGCGUGGUGUCCCUCGGAAGAAGUGAAACUUCGUAAAGUGGAAAUGAAAAUAGGACGGGGUAUUUCAAGAUUCGAGUUGGCAACACUGAGCGUUAAACGUUUAACGCUGUCAGUUGGAAGUCGCAUUACAAGUUUCACUUCAACGAGAAAAGUAUGACUAGAGAUAAGUAUAAUCCUCCUAUGAAUUCAAGUAGUCUGAAAGAAAUGCUUUUUUCAACAAGUUUUUCGUCAAUUUUGAAAUUAUCCAUUGAUUUUCAUGCUUAGAAGCAUGAAAAAACUAAAAACUUUCUUUGAUGCAUAAAAUAGAAACCAAAUAAUCACAAAGCCUUUAUAUUAUUUAUAAAACUAUGCAGACGAAAUAGUGAUGUUUUGUUUAGACAUGUUUUUCCUUAGAUGUAGCGUUAAAAUUUACUUGAAUUUGUAACUAUACCGAGUUAUAGUUUCAGUUAAUUCAAUGUAUACCUGAUACCUAAUCCAGUGAUUCAUCAGAAUAAUGAAAAUUUCUUGAGCAAAAUAUCCUCGGAGGAAUGCUAAAAUAAGGAAGGCAAAAUAUAGAGGUAGAUAAAGCAACCUAACGUUCCCGUGGGUGGAUUUUUGAAAGGCAGUAAAAAGCUCCCUAACAUAAAUUACUAUGGGUCGGUUGCACCGAAUCGUCUGUUACCGAAUUUAGCGUUCGCAAUUUUUAUUGUAUGGGAAUUUCCAUAGACAUACAUACCAGUGGCGUAGCGUCGAUGCAAUUCGAUUCCUAUUUCUAUUCCCAAGGGGUUCCCUGAAAUUAUUCAGUAUCUGUAGAAGUCCAUACAAAACAGAUCCCAAAAACCCCUCUGGCUUUACCAACAAAAAUUUUCACGCGUCGCCACUGAUACACAAAUUUCUGCUGCGUGACUUUGUGUGUUAACUGUGGUUGAUGUAACUGGUCCUAAGUUACGAAAAACAUGUUGGUGUUUGAGGUAACAAAACGACUUAUUAACUGCAAUAAAAAAGUUUCUGACAGGUUGUACCCACUAAGGUCAACACUAUGUAUAAUAGUAUAAGAAUAAUUUUAGUCUACGUUGAAAAAUGUAAAUUUACUCAAUCAAUGAGGUACCAUAUGCAGUCCUAUCUUUUGCAAUUUGACAAAAGUCUUCUAAUGUAAAUAAAUAUAUCUUAAUCAUCUUGUAACAUUUUUGGAUAAUUGUCACCUCAUUGGUUGAUAAAGUCUUGAUCUCGUAACUAGAGCGGGGAAAUUAUAUUUUCUUAUCAAACUGGACGUAGAUUUGUUGAAUAUGUAAAUAUUGUACAGUGUUACUAGGUGUGUGGAUGAUAUGCUGAGCUUUUACUUAUACAUUACCUAAAUUAUGUACCUAAGAUGCGAAGAAUCAUUCUGAGAAGUAAACUUGUAAAUAAAAAGGUACAGUCAACCAAUUGGAACCCUAGGUCACUGUAGAACUAUUUCAUAGUGACGUUAUGAGUCAGGUUGUAAGAAAUCUUUUACUGCUUGUCAUUUUGACAUGGUUGUAGAGUGGCCUAGGUUGUAGAGAUGAGCUAUUGCCGGUAGAAAUGAACAGAAGAUAGUCGCCCCGUAUAAAUUGUGGACGACCGAUCUGGCGCUGUCGGUAGUGACCCUGACUGCUACGCCGCGGUCCCGGGUUCGAAUCCCGGUAAGGGCAUUUAUGUGUGUGAUGAGCACAGAUAUUUGUUCCUGAGUCAUGGAUGUU